This is a messenger RNA of Jaminaea rosea, 1139 nucleotides long. RefSeq lists its product as hypothetical. NCBI's taxonomy places the organism in Eukaryota, Fungi, Basidiomycota, Exobasidiomycetes, Microstromatales. The record is from RefSeq and is a predicted model, not a curated record. The transcript has 3 exons. The coding region runs from base 290 to 1003 and encodes 237 amino acids.
CGAAGGAGACACACACAAGCUCAAAAGACCGAGCAUGAUCGAGCACGGACGUUUGGGCGGUUAAGUCGGCCUCGCGAAGCUUCAACACCAUCAGUCUACUGUUCCUGUUGUGCCCAAUUCGCUAGGACAAGAAAACAAGCGCACCGUCGAUGAGCGUCUCUAUCGCGGUUGUGGGGGACCAAGCGCGAGGUCGCCGCCUCCUUUACCUCUUCUAUCACACCAAGAUACUGCUCAGCGCUUCUCCUCGUUCCUGCAUCAUCACCGAUCAACACCAACUUCGCUUACCACAAUGCCGCCUCUCACCUCCCUCAACAACAAAACCGCGUCGGCCGUGGUCAGCCCAUUAGACUUGCAAAGCGAGGACGCACCGCUGCGGACGCCAGCUGCGUGUCGUCCGACAGCGACAUUGAGGAGGCCGGACGUAUCAGCUCUCCUCUGGCCUCCCCGUCCACCACGCAGGCUCGCGGCCCAACUCUGGGCGCCUCGGUAUCUGCGGCUCGCGCCCGUCUUGCCGCCAUUCAGCCCGCCGCAUCCACCUCUCUGGCUCGUCUUCCGGCAUCACGCCCAGCAUCCAGCGCACCAUCGUCCCAUGCAUCUCGCACUCGUCUCACCGCCAGUCUAUCUGGUGGUAUGGCGGCGUCCUCAUCCACAAGUCGCGCCCGUCUACCCGCCAACCUCGCCAGCGGCUCUGCAUCCUCUGCCUCUUCAUCUCGCCUUCGAAUUCACAUCGACCUCACAAGCGGGUCUGGAUCUUCUUCUUCUUCUUCGCACGCCCGCCUCCACGCUACUGGGUUCGCAUCGUCCUCGUCCUCGUCCCGCGCCCGCUUCGACGCCACCGCCGCCUCGUACUCGUCCUCGUCCCGCGCCCACCUCGCCGCCAGCCUCCCAGCAGCAUCGUCCUCGUCCUCGUCUCGCGCACACUCCUCUGUGCCCGUCAACCGCGGAGGCGGCAGGAUCGAGCCGGGCUCCCAUGCGACGUCCGACGCCUGGGUCAAGCUGCUAGCAUACCCAUGGCCCGAGCUUGGUAGCGCGCAACCCUUGGCAGACAUCCCUCUGCUCGUCAUGCCCUUCGAGCCGCAGCUGCUGCUCUUUUACAUGUCGACUGCGGAGAACGUCAUCUGCCGUGACUGGGACGACUU